Messenger RNA from Zeugodacus cucurbitae (melon fly), 1564 nucleotides. Its product is annotated as probable trafficking protein particle complex subunit 13 homolog. Bases 122 to 1438 code for a protein of 438 amino acids. Gene Ontology annotation, cellular component: TRAPPIII protein complex. The record is from RefSeq and is a predicted model, not a curated record. The transcript has 6 exons. Lineage: Eukaryota; Metazoa; Arthropoda; Insecta; Diptera; Tephritidae.
UAAUUAUUUUCGCUUUUGAUCUUUGACGUUUAAUAUUGGUGUUUUCAUUAUCAAGUCGCGUAAAAGUUAAAUUAUAUUUUAUUUUCACCUGUGAUGUGCAAAAAUAAACAUUGAGAUUACAAUGAGUCUGGAGCAGGGUGAACAUUUGUUGGCCUUGAAGGUGAUGAGGCUGACAAGGCCUACCCUCAUUGGUCCACAAGUGAUUUCCUGCGAAAAUCGGGAUUUGCCACAACAAACAUUUCGACGUCGUAUGGUAGAGCACGAGAGUACUACUGUGGCCGGUGCGGAAACCUUAGCAGCAGGUCAAUUUAUGCUACUGCCACAAUCCUUCGGCUCCAUAUACUUGGGUGAAACAUUUGCCAGCUAUAUUUGCGUACACAACUGCACUACCUAUUCCGUGGAGGGUGUUACUGUAAAGGCUGAUCUACAAUCUAACACAACGCGUAUUAAUUUACCUAUGAAUGAAAAGCAAGCAAGCUCAACACUUUCGCCUGAACAAACGCUUGACGAUGUCAUACGCUAUGAAGUGAAAGAAAUUGGCACACAUAUUUUGGUUUGUGAAGUGAACUAUACUACGCCUGCUGGGUUUCCACAAUCUUUUCGUAAAUUCUUCAAAUUUCAAGUGCUCAAACCACUUGAUGUUAAAACUAAAUUUUACAAUGCCGAAAUGGAUGAGAUCUAUUUGGAGGCGCAAAUACAAAACAUAACAACGGGACCAUUUUGUCUUGAAAAAGUAGAGCUGGACAGUUCGGAACACUACACCGUCACGCCAUUGAAUACCUUAUCGAAUGGCGAGUCAGUGUUCUCUUCUAAAAAUAUGUUGCAACCAAACAAUAGCUGCCAAUUCUUGUACUGCAUAAAGCCCAAAGCCGAAAUCGCAAAAGACAUCAAAGCUUUACGACAAGCUAACAAUGUGGGUAAAUUAGAUAUCGUGUGGCGUUCGAAUCUCGGUGAAAAGGGACGUUUGCAAACCAGUCAGCUGCAACGUUUGCCCUUCGAAUACAAGGACGUGCGACUUGAAGUAAUCGAUGCGCAGAAUAUUGUCAAAAUCGGUGAACCCUUCACAUUUGUGUGUCGUGUUACGAACACUGCCGAACGCACAAUGGAUUUGCUGGCGAAACUAGAAGCACCACUGGAGUUUGGUUGCGAUUAUACGGGUGCCGCGGAGUUUGACAUUGGCAAAUUGGCGCCAGGCGAACAGCGUGAAUUCCCGCUCACAGUUUGUCCGGCGCGUCUGGGACUAAUUAAAAUCAGUCCAUUACUAUUAACAAAUGUACUGCUGCAGGAGCAGUACAUCAUCGAAAAGGUGGUUGAUGUGUUCGUCGUCGACACAGAUUAUCACGAAGAUGAAGCAUUCCAGGUCAACAAAUUCGUGCGUUACGACAACACUACGUCAACGCUCACGGAGGAGCGCACACUGCAACUGCAAGUUGUUUGAAGACGAUGCAAGUGUGUUGCAAGUGAAAAAUAGUGCUGUGCUCUUCAGUGUUUUGCUAUUUUAAUAGAUAAUUACUGUAAAAACGUGUGUAAUUGUAAACAUAACAUUAACAUUAAUUAUUUCAAA